This is a messenger RNA of Amoebophrya sp. A25, 3074 nucleotides long. The record is from the annotation of a GenBank genome assembly. NCBI's taxonomy places the organism in Eukaryota, Dinophyceae, Syndiniales, Amoebophryaceae.
GUCCGCGUUCGCACGUCACGAAAGAGAAAUGGGGAAGGUACUAGUUUAGAUCAUGUCAUGAUUGGUUAGUAUUAGUAUUGAGAUCAACACGACCGCUUUCACCUGGCUUGAUCUUGAUCAUAGAGCUAGGAAAAUCGACAUUUCUACUAGUUUCUUCUACAACUUUGGCUCCGUUCUACUUGUACUUCCACAUCUUCCUCUACAACUAGAAGAUCGAAUACAUUCAUAGGUAAUGAUUUCAACAACUCCCAUCAUCUUCAGGUCGGGAGCAUUGUUGGUUGGCUGCACGGUGGACGGCCAACCGGGCCUCCCGUGCCACCAGAGGUGGACUUUCUGCACAAUAAGAUGAUGCGUGGCGAGCACCGUCCAGCGUCCAAGCAUGACGCGCAGCGGGAAUCUUCGAAACACGACAAUCUGCAGCAGUCGUUGAAGGUAUUGCAGCAGCACUUGGAAGAAAAGAAAAUGCUCAAGAAAAACGACGAGCUCACGUCAAAGCUACACUCCGCGAAGGACACACUGCAGGACCUCGAAGCCAGAAAUAUGGCCAUGCGACAACUCGGGGAAACGCUCACGAGCAGGUAAAUGUCCAUUUCCUGUCCUGUCCGUGUAAUUGUUCACGGGAUAAGCAAUAAGAGAUACGUUGAAGUGAGUGGAGAAUGAUGAUGUGUAGAACAAAAUGUGAGUGGAGAACAAAAGAACAUUUUUUACAGAGUUUCAUUACAUAUAACACCUCUUUUUUCCUGAUGUGUCGAUUGAAAUGUAGUUGUACCUAACAUCAACAGCAACACAGAAGAAGUAGUUCUUGUACACGUUAAUGUACCUACUAAUAUCGUAUUCUAGUACGCUACCUCUACAACGUCAAGAACCUCAACAUAGGUGGGAGGAUUACGCAGAAGAUGGCUUGAAUGAGAUCUUUUCUAAGGCGCGGCAAGCUGCAACCGUCGAAAUGCAGGCUAUGGAAGCCAAAGCGUUAGACCCUGACGCCCAUGUGGAUAAUGUCAAUGAGAACGGUGAACGUGUUCCAAUCACCAUGAACAUGCGAGAUGUUCCGGCGGCGAAAGUUGGGUAUGAUAUAACUUCUAGAGUAUAUAAGUAACUUCAUCUUUGAGAAGAUUACACUCAGUUUCUUGAUAUUCUAAGGUCCAGAUGCUUCUAGAGUAUAUAAUCGAGGAUAAAAGAUCGUUUGGAAGACUAGUCUUGCACCACAGUAUGCAAGUAGAAGUUACUGCUUCAUCUGUUAUUCUUAUUUCUUUCACAUGAUCGAUCCAAUUUCUUGUACCAUAUCAUGGACGGUGGAAACCGCGGCUCGCCUUGAAAAUGAAGAGAAAUAUCUGGCAUUUAAAUUUAAUGAUAACCUCUAACCUUCACUGAUAAAGAUAAAUAGAAAUAUCACCACGCACACGUCGCACGCCAAGGUUCGCGGUCCACGGUCUGAAAUCGAUCUGCCGAGAGGAUCAGCACGAGGUCCAUAUCUAUCCGCGAUAUUCCCAUCUCUUCAUGAAGGAAUGCGACCUGGUCUUCGAUUUCGAGGAGAAGUAUCCGGUUGUGCGUGAUGUGAUGCAGAGACAAACUGGAACUCGACCAGCCAUCGAGCGCGGGCACCGUCUUGUAAAAGUCAACCAUAAAAAGGUGGAAACACUCGAUUACCCGGAGAUUGUCGCAGAGCUCACAAAGAGGCCUCUGUAUUUUUGCUCUUGUGAUUCUUAGAACUACUAUGUAAUAUAGACUUAGACACCCCGCUCUUUUUAUUUUUUACAUUUGACGGGAAGGAAUUCUGAGGCAGCUUUUGAUUUUCUCUAUCUUUUGCCUAAGUACGCAAAAACUCAAAUUUAUUCAAUUUUGUCAUAGUCGAUCUUUCUCUCAACAGUCAAACUAAAACUUCAACUCUCUUCUACAUAACACCAGGAUGUUGGAAUUCGAAGCGCGACCUGCGGAGCGUGCCGCUAUCGAAAUUGCCAUUCGGAAUCAGGAGAAUGCGUUCAUUGGCGGUCCAGAGAAGCUGUUCGCACAGAGAAAGCCACCUGCGAUCACAGGCCUCGGCGCAGACUUUUUGCGAGAUGUCAGGCGUCCCGCGUAUAACAAAUACGACGAGCGGCGAUCCUUUCGAUUUCUACGACAGAAAACGAAACAGGUGCUGGGCGAGUAGGUGGAAGGAUCUUACAGAUGUUGCUCUUGGUUGUGGUAUUUUUUUGGUGUGGAGGAAUGGUAUCAAUCAUCAGGUUCAUCGGGAGGCGGAGCAUGGUUUUUGGACACAUGGAAAUACUGGGGAAACGUCUUUCGGGUGGACGCCGACAAUCGAAGUGGUGGAGGACUAUCGCAGUCACUCCUGUAGUCCACUGCACCUGCAGUACCUCUACGAACGACACCAGUCUGCUGCGGUCCUGGUGGCGCUCAGCCCUCAUGGUUAGUAGUAAUAGUAUGGAAGAUGAUCAUGAUCUUUUCUGGGGGUGCAGGUACCUCGUCCAUUCUUGGAUAAUUAAGCUGAUGAACAGAAGAUGAACUGGUGGAUCAUGUGCGCAUAGUGGAACAUGAACAUAAUCAUGGUAAUGUCAACAUAAAGCAGACUGCAGCUAUGGCUCAUCUUGCAAUUUCAUAGGUGUACUUACUAUUGACAACAUUGCAUCCUAACAUGAAAUAAAUGCACAGAAAGGCAGCUUUUGCACUCAUUAUCGCUAGAUACACAGAAUACUAGUAGAAAGAAGGUACUUCUUAGUGGUGUUGCCCGAUAAUUGCAUCUUGCAAGUGAUAAUUGGAGAAGAUUUUGGAACAAAAUACGAGGAACGAAUAGUAGGUACGUCGUGGCUAGGUUUUGCAAAGAAAGAGAAGAUACAGGAGAUGAGAUCGAUUAUAUAAUGCUCCUAGUACCAGUACAUCACGAUGAAGCUCUCAUUAUGCAUACUAAGUCUACUAAACUAAUGCAGUCGGACUACAGUUCGUUGGAGAUUGAAACUCCCCAUUCCGUGAAUGACUUCCCAUUAGCACUCGUCUGUGCAUCGCCAUGCUGAUCCCUUUCCUCUUCACCAAGAAAAUCCUUGAAACUUCCACUUACAUAUCAAGAUAUUCCAUAUGUAUAU